AUGGGAGGAAGAGGUGGCGAUCCCCAAACAGGGCCGCUGCUGGAGAAGCUCCCGGAGUCCUCUUGCAGUUCAUCCGAGCCCGAGGAGCAUCCGGUCAAACGAACUGGCACGGUAUGGACGGCGUCCGCGCACAUCAUCACGGCGGUGGUCGGCUCCGGCGUGCUGUCGCUGGCGUGGAGCGUGGCUCAGCUCGGCUGGGUCGGGGGGCCGGCGGCCAUAGUGUUCUUCGCGGGGGUCACCGUGGUGCAGUCCUCCCUGCUCGCCGAAUGCUACGUUUCUCGAGGAGAUCCGGAGCGUGGCGGCCUCAUCAGGAACAAGUCUUACAUGAACGCCGUGAGGUUUUACCUAGGUGAGAAGAGGCAGAUGUUCAGCGGAUUUUUCCUUAGCAUCAGCCUGUUUGGGAGCGGCGUGGUGUAUACUCUCACCACAGCCACUAGUAUGAGGGCGAUUCAUGAAGCGAACCGCUACGGCCGGGAAGGCCAGGGCGCACCGCUCUCCACCGCCGCCGCCGGUGGCUCAGACGUCUACUACAUGCUCCUGUUCGGCCUCGCGCAGGCAGUGCUGUCGCAGAUACCGGACUUCCACAACAUGGCGUGGCUCUCCGUCUUCGCCGCCGUCAUGUCCUUCUUCUACUCCUUCGUCGGCUUCGGCCUCGGCGCCGCCAAAGUGAUCGAAAAUGGGGUGAUCAAGGGGGGAAUCGGAGGCAUUCCCCUGGUAUCCCCGGUGCAGAAGGUGUGGCGCGUCGCACAGUCCCUCGGGGACAUCGCCUUCGCCUACCCUUACACCUUGGUGCUUCUGGAAAUAGAGGACACGCUGAGGUCGCCGCCGGCGGAGAGCAAGACGAUGAAGAAGGCGUCGAGGGCAAGCAUCGCGGUCACCACCUUCUUCUACCUCGGGUGCGGGUGCUUCGGCUACGCGGCGUUCGGCGACGGCACGCCGGGGAACCUCCUCACCGGCUUCGGCGAGCCCUACUGGCUCAUCGACCUCGCUAACCUCUGCGUCGUCCUCCACCUCCUCGGCGGCUACCAGCUGUACAGCCAGCCGGCGUUCGCCGUCGUGGAGCGGCGGUUCGGCGUGGAGGCCUGGGUCGUCGAGGUGGAGCUGCCGCUGCUCGGCUGGCGGCGGCGCGUGAACGUGUUCAGGUUGUGCUUCCGCACGGCUUACGUGGCGGCGGUGACGGCGGUGGCUGUGUGGUACCCCUACUUCAACCAGGUGGUGGGGCUCAUCGGCGCCUUCACCUUCUGGCCGCUGGACAUCCACUUCCCCGUCCAGAUGUACCUUGCGCAGAACAAGGUGGCGCCGUGGACGACGCGGUGGCUCGCCAUUCAGGCCUUCAGCGCCACCUGCUUGCUCGUCGCCGCCUUCGCCUCGGUUGGCUCCGCCGUGGGGGUGUUCGGCCCCAACAGAAGCUAG
This is a messenger RNA of Triticum turgidum subsp. durum (durum wheat), 1413 nucleotides long. The record is from the annotation of a GenBank genome assembly. Lineage: Eukaryota; Viridiplantae; Streptophyta; Magnoliopsida; Poales; Poaceae.